Molecule: messenger RNA, 2674 nt
Organism: Rhodamnia argentea
Lineage: Eukaryota; Viridiplantae; Streptophyta; Magnoliopsida; Myrtales; Myrtaceae
Exons: 6
Coding region: 68-1924 (618 amino acids)
Source: RefSeq, a predicted model, not a curated record
UUGUGUCUUUUUAUGUUGGAGGAGACUCACACUCAUUGGAGAGAUUAAGAGAUCAUCAAGAAAGAAAAUGCCAUGUUCCAAAGAAGAAGCUCUUCAGAGGCUCUUCUAUAACAUCUCCAGCUCCUUCCAACUCCUCUUCUUCUUCGUCUUUGUCUCUUCAACUUUGCUAUCCAAGCUUUUCCACUUCUUUGCAAACAUAUCCUGGUUUCAAAGGAAUCAAGCUGAACAUGAGGAUUGCUUCUCCGAGGAGGAUGUUGAAGAAGAAGACGAAGAAGAAGAAGAAGAAGAAGAGAUUCAAGAACACUAUGAGCAGAGCAGGUAUUACCAAGUGGGCACCAGGGAAAAUGACUUGGUGGCUAACAUUAUUCAUGGUGGAGAGGGUCUGCUGUUCUACCAUAAUGGUGUCAAUAGCCCAAAAAGACGUAAGACUCUUCUCAUGGAAGAAGAAGGAGGAGGAGGAGGAGAGACUGAUCACGAGGAGCAAUUAGUUCAUGAAGAGACUGAUGAUAGCAACACCACCCAUGAGCUGGUCUCUGCUCAAGACUCGUCCAUUGGCCAUCAUGAUUGGGAAAGUGAAGUGGAAGAAGAUGUUGUUGAAGAGGAGGUUCCAACCGCCGAUUCUCUUCGGGAUUCCGGUCCAACCGAUGAUGUUGGACUGACUUCCCGAACAGACGCGGACCGACACAAGAAUGACAUGGCCCAUGAUGUUGGAAAACACGAAGAUUGCUAUGACCAAGAAUAUUGGAAGAAGGAAGAGAGGACUGAUCAUUUCUCAGGAAAUAAAGGGAAGCAGAAUGCUUUUGUGCAACCCCAGUUGGAAUUGGAGAAUAGAAGGUCUCAAAUCAUGAUAGAGAAGGACGGCGACGAGGAGAUUUUUGGCGACUCGUGCACUGUCGGGUCUACUUCAAAGAGCUCCUCUGAAUGGAGGAGCUCCAUAAACUGCAGAGAUUCGGGGACCGAAGACCCGUUCUCUUCCUCGUCGCGGCGAAGUUGUCCGAAAUGGGAAUCCUACACCGUUUUUCAGAAAUACGAUGAGGAGAUGAUGUUUCUAGACAGAAUCACUGCGCAAAAGCUUCACGAAACUGAGUCAUUGAGGUCAAUCAAAGUGUGUCCUAGAUCAAUAUCAGAGAGGAUUGUCCACAAAAUCGCAACCAUAAACAAGAAGCCGCCAGAUAUCCGACAGAACCCAUAUCGAGAACUGGAGGCAGCAUAUGCAGCUCAGAUUUGCUUGACAUGGGAAGCUCUAAAUUGGAACUACAAGAACUUCCAGAGCAAGCGGGUCGCUCGCCAUGACUUCGAUCCCGGAUGUCCUGCUCAUAUUGCGCAACAAUUUCAGCAAUUCCAAGUUCUCUUGCAACGCUACGUAGAGAACGAGCCUUAUGAGCAGGGCCGGCGACCCGAAGUCUAUGCUCGGAUGAGGCUUUUGGCGCCAAAACUACUUCAAGUGCCGGAAUACCGAGAUUCUGAAGAUGAUCAAAUUAAGGAGGAUGGUUUCCGGUCGAGGAUUUCGUCGGGGGCAUUCCUCAUGAUAAUGGAAGACUGUAUCCAGACGUUCAUGAAUUUUCUCAAGGCCGAUAAGGCCGGACCCUGCCAAGUAUUAGCGGCCUUCUUCAAGAGGCACAGAAGAAGCUCCGUUGAUGCUGCACUUCUUACCCUCAUGAAGAAAGUCAAUAACAAAAAGAAGAUGAAGCUCAAUGAUCUUCGCCGGACGCGGAAAUGCAUGAGGAAGAGGAAGCUCAGCGUGGAUGAGGAGAUGGAGAUACUGAUGGGCCUGAUAGACCUGAAGGUGGUGUCUAGGGUUUUGAGGAUGAGUGACUUGGGUGAAGAGCAGCGUCAUUGGUGUGAAGAGAAGAUGAGCAAAGUUAGGGUUUCGCAAGGGAAGCUGCAAAGGGAUUCUUCACCACUUUUCUUCCCAUCACAUUAGCCCCACCAUUGACUUUUCUAACACAUAUUAAUUAUUAUUGCUUUGAUGACUGGGUGAUGGAGAUGCAUGAGUGUGCACGAAAGUGAAUAUCCCUAGACACCCUUUUGUAAAUACUUGCAAAGGAAGGAAAAGAAGAAGAAAUAAAGAAGAUCACAAUGGGAGUGGGACCUGCAAAAUCAAAGUGAUUACACAUGGGUGACAAGGAAUUCUGGAGAGACAUGGAAUCUAAGAAGGGAAGCGUGAUUUAAAGCUGGUUUGGUGAUAGGAUCAUAUGAAUAUUGAAAGUGAAAGGCCAAAGGCAAAGCAAGGAACAUGUAAGAUAGAGACAAGAGUGGCUUUAGCUUUUCAAAUUAGGGUGAUUUUACCUUUGGGGGAUGGAAUUAAAAAGCAAAGAGGUGUACAAACCAAAGCUGCAAGAUUUGGAGUGGGAAUUGCAUAAAAAAGUUGGGGGGGUCAUCACAUGGGAAGCGUCAAAAAGGGAAUAAAUCAAAGUUGUGUGGACUGGCAAAGAAGACCCCCACUUUGAUUUGGGGGAGAUAGAAAAUAAAAAUGCAAUAAAUCAACAAUAAAGAUGGCUAUGGACAGGAUGACAUUUCAUGAUUCAUGGAAAAAGUGCAAAAAAAAAAGGAAAAGGAAAAAAAAAGUUCUUGGAGUUGGGUCAUGAUGAGAUGUCUCACUAGCUUGGAUUCGUUGACCGAUAAAAAGGAAAUUCAUUUACUAAGUGCUAGAGCAGUCUUACUUUAUGUCAAA